Arabidopsis arenosa is the source of this 1019-nucleotide messenger RNA. The record is from the annotation of a GenBank genome assembly. Lineage: Eukaryota; Viridiplantae; Streptophyta; Magnoliopsida; Brassicales; Brassicaceae.
CCACAACUCCUCCCUCUUCUCUCUCUCUCUCUUUGUUUCAGAAUCUCUCGGAGCUUUUUACAACAACAAUGGCUGUUCAAGCUCAUCACAUGAACAUUUUCUCUCAGUUGAUAUCAUCAAACAGAGAUUGUGUUAAAUUUCAAGAAAACAUGAAUCACGGCGAGUUUGAUUUUACCGGCGGUGAAGUUCCGUUAAUAACCGGAGAAUCUUUCGCCGUCGACCCUUUAGCUGCUAAAGCCAACUUCAACAAAUCAGAAAGUGGUCUCAGUUACAACUUCACGGUUCCUCCUCCAUCUACAAAACGCCCGCGAGAGUUUCAAUUCCGCGACUCAAACGCUCCGGUUAAACGGAGGUCCGUCGCGUUUGACUCACCACCACCGUCGUUGAUAAACGCUGAACUCGUGUCUCAGAUUCAAAACCAACAACAAUCAGAGAUCGAUAGGUUCGUAGCUCAGCAAACAGAGAAGCUAAGAAUAGAGAUUGAAGCAAGGCAACAAACGCAAACGCGGAUGUUAGCGUCUGCGGUUCAAAACGCUAUAGCCAAGAAACUAAAAGAGAAAGACGACGAAAUCGUACGGAUUAGAAACCUUAAUUGGGUUUUACAAGAGAGAGUGAAGAGUCUUUACGUCGAAACUCAGAUUUGGCGUGAUAUCGCUCAAACCAACGAAGCAAACGCUAAUACGCUUCGAACAAACCUAGACCAAGUUCUUGCUCAGAUCGAAACGUUUCCAACCGCUUCAGCCGUUGUAGAAGACGACGUGGAAUCGAGUUGUGGAAGUUGCUGCGGUGAUGGUGGUGGUGAAGCGGUUACGGCGGUUAGUGGUGGUUGUAAACGGUGCGGUGAGAGAGAAGCGAGUGUGUUGGUGUUACCAUGUCGUCAUUUGUGUUUGUGUACGGUUUGUGGUGGUUCGGCUUUGUUACGGACUUGUCCAGUUUGCGAUUCGGUCAUGAACGCUAGUGUGCAUGUUAACAUGUCUUCUUGACCAUUUUCUUUUUUUUUGUUCGUUAAAAUUUAAUUU